GGGAGCUGAUCCACAUGCUUGUGACAGAGAAGGUAAAACACCUCUUCAGCUUGUCACGGAAACUUGUGACGAUAUUGAAAUCCUUGCUCUCUUGAAAAACCCGAACAGAUAGCAUUGUGUACGAUAUUGAUCACUUUAAGGCUGCCCAUUUAGAAGUCUUGGAAUGGCAUGGAGGAUUUUGACCAUUUGAAGUCUCGGUAAGGAAAGAAAUGAUUUUUGUAUCAAAAUGAAACCCCGCUAGACAGGAAUGGCCAAUAUUAGUUGGGGAUUCAGAGGAGUUGGGCUACUUUGCAAUGUGGGGGUGAUGUGCAUAUUCCGAUUUCAAACACCCACAAUUUACCUCUGGAUUGAGAGCUUUGGCAGG
Messenger RNA from Camellia sinensis, 364 nucleotides. Lineage: Eukaryota; Viridiplantae; Streptophyta; Magnoliopsida; Ericales; Theaceae. The record is from RefSeq and is a predicted model, not a curated record.